Molecule: messenger RNA, 1225 nt
Organism: Gastrolobium bilobum
Lineage: Eukaryota; Viridiplantae; Streptophyta; Magnoliopsida; Fabales; Fabaceae
Product: protein TIC 214-like
Exons: 1
Coding region: 86-1225 (379 amino acids)
Cellular component (GO): membrane
Source: RefSeq, a predicted model, not a curated record
UCUUUUACAUAUCCACCCAAUUUGUUUACUUUUCUUAAAAUGAUGGAAAAAAGAAUUUUUCUUUUUACAGGGGAAAAAAUAUCUUAUGAUCCAUUUUCUAAUUAUUGGAACUCUAAUAAUGAAGAAAAAAAAAAAAAAACUCAGCAAUGAAUUUUUAAAUAGGGCAACAAAAGUUCUGGAUACAGAAUUUAUUCCUCUGGAUAUAUUUGAAAAUAGAAUCCGAUUGUGUAAUGAUGAAACCAAAACAAAAUACUUAAUUAAAACAUAUGAUCCUUUAUUGAGGGGAUCCUUUCGAGGACGAAUCAAAAAAAGUUUUUCAACCUCAAUGAAAAAUGAAACUUAUACAAAAAAUCACAUUUUGAUAAAUAAGAUUCAGGGUAUAUUUCUUUAUAUUCCUAAUCAUAAUAAUUGUUUUUUUAAUAGUAAUUAUCCAGAAUUUGAAGAAAAAAUAGAUAUAUUUGAUACAAAAUCAUUAUUAACUGAAAUUUGUUUUUUUUUUUUUAAGUUAAUCAGUAAAUUUUCCGAAAAAACAGUAUCAAGCUUGAAUUAUGAAACACUUUUUUUUUUUUCAGAACAAGUAAAAAUGUACUCCGAAAAACGAAAAACGAAAAUAAAAUUUUUAUUCAACACAAUUCGAAUUGAUAGGAAUGAUAAAACAAUCGUUAAGAGAAAAAAAAAAUGUUUUGGAAUAGAUGAAAUCGGUAAAAAAGUUCCUCGGUGGUCAUACAAAUUAAUUGACGAGUUGGAACAACUGGGAGGGAAAAUAGAAAAUUAUCAAAUUCGUUCCAGAAAAGCCAAACGUGUAGUGAUUUUAACUAAAAAAUCAAAAAAUGACGAUACUUAUACUGAUAUUAAGGAUACCCAUAAUACCGAUAAAAAAGGGGAAUUGGCUUUAAUACGUUAUGCACAACAACCGGAUUUUCGACGAGACAUAGUAACAGGAUCUAUACGCGCUCAAAGACGUAAAACAGUCACGUGGAAACUGUUUCAAGAAAGUCCGCAUUCCCCCCUUUUUUUGGACAAAAUAGAUAAAACUCCCUUCUUUUAUUUUAUAAAGACAAAAGAAAGUGAUAAAAAGGGAGAGAGUAAAAUACAAAAAAAAGAAAAAGAGGCAAAAAGACGUAUAGAAAUAGCAGAAGCCUGGGAUGACGUUCUAUUUGCUCAAGCAAUACGAGGUUUUUUAUUAAUAACCCAAUCAAUUCUUAGAAACCGGCCCUGUCAUUGA